GCAUCUCUAAGCCCACAUCCAAGACUCGCAAGCCAAACUCACUAAUCAUACACGUACGUGCUUAGCUUAAGCCCUUCCGGCGAAGUCAAGUGCAAUGGCGUCGUCCAGCAAGCCCUGCGCCGCCUCCGUCCUCCUCCUGCUGCUGGCCCUCGCCGUCGCCACGGCGGCCGACGUAGCGAAGAAGAGCGUCGCGUCGGAGCCCAAGUCCAUCUUCUCGAGGCCGUCGGGAGCCAUCUUCCCGAGGCCGGCGGCGAAGGACAUCAUCGCGUCGGAGCCCACCAUCCCGAGGCCGGCGGCGGUGGACGUGUCGGCGACGUGCAUGGGGUCGCUGCUGGAGCUGAGCCCGUGCCUGGCCUUCUUCAGGGACGCGGGCACGUCCAAGGCGCCGGCGGGGUGCUGCAAGGGCCUGGGCAGCAUCGUCCGAGACCAGCCAGCGUGCCUGUGCCACAUUUUCAACCACACCCUGGAGCGGGCCAUCGGCGUCGGCAUCCCCGUCAACCGCGCGCUCGCCCUCAUCCGCGACGUCUGCGGCCUCACGCCGCCCAAGAACCUCAUGGCCAGCUGCGCCAACGGCGGGGCCGUGCCGCCGUUGUACGUGUGCCCGGCGCCCUCGGCCUGAAUGUCCUGAUAUCUGUCAAUCCAGGAGGAGAUGCGUGAGUAAAAGAUGGCAAAAGUAAGGCGAAGGAUGCAUACGAGUGCAGCUUAUCAUAGACGCUCCAUACUAAUUGGAGUUUCGAAUUAACAACACAUGGAAUAUUAAUGGAUAUGAUACUAGCUACCAGAUCGAUCCUGGGCAUAAUGCCAGUAUGCCACACUGUGGUUGCAGAAGUAUGUGCUGUCUCCACGCAUAUUGAUAAAAAUACUAGCAAAAAUGCCCGUUCAUUGCAACGGAAUAAAAUUUAACUUCCCUAGCAUAGACUAAAAUAUAAACCAUUAUUUAAUUUAUGAUCCACGACAAUUAUUCCCAAGAUGAAAAAAGAAUUAUGCUUUCAAUCA
Molecule: messenger RNA, 996 nt
Organism: Triticum aestivum (bread wheat)
Lineage: Eukaryota; Viridiplantae; Streptophyta; Magnoliopsida; Poales; Poaceae
Product: non-specific lipid-transfer protein C6
Exons: 2
Coding region: 95-619 (174 amino acids)
Source: RefSeq, a predicted model, not a curated record